AUGACAUCGAUUCGUGUUGGUGGAGCCCAGCUGAACUCGCUCAUAAAUGGUCUUGAAAACUCCCUGGCGCAGAUACAGGGGCCUCCUGGCACUGGGAAAUCCUUUCUUGGUGCGCUGAUUCUGUCGUUCAUCAUUGGCCUGACGAAUCACAAGGUGCUGGUGAUCAGUUACACAAAUCACGCACUCGACCAGUUCCUUGAAGAUUUGCUGGACAUUGGCCUAUCCGAAAACGACAUGGUUCGGCUUGGUUCGAAGGCAACCGAGCGGACGAAGCCACUUGGUUUGAAUAACUGUACGAGUUCAGGCGAUAGUUACUUUGAUUCCUCGACGCGGUGGUUGAUUGGUCGCCUCAACCGUCAGAAAGCUGAGGCCGCGACUCUACUGCAUGAUUCCCUCGGUGGACUGAGCGAUUCACACAUCAACACUCGUGACAUCCUGGAUUAUCUUGAGCUUGACCAUCCUGAUACAUCAUUCUGGGACGCAUUUCAGCUCUCAAAUGAAGACGAAGAUUUCAUCGUUGUCGGAAAGGCUGGUAAAGUUCUCGGUCCCCGGGACUUGUACAACCGGUGGAUGGGAGGCGAGACCCUCCACGGCCUGGGCUCCUUGGCAGCACAUGUUGACGAUCAUUGUAUGUUUGUAUGGGAGCUUCCAGCCGAGUCCAGACGCAAGCUUCAUGCGAGAUGGACUAGAAAGAUUGCGGAAGAUCACAUCGCCGGACACAUGGAGCUUGCUGAAUCGCAUGCUCGACAUCAAACCGAGCUAAAUGAGGCGUACAACAGCAGAAGCCAGAGUAUACUUCUUGGAAAGCGAGUGAUUGGAUGCACAACUACCGGAGCAGCCAUGAACCAUGCCAUUCUCCGAAAGGUGAAGCCAGAUGUUGUAUUGGUCGAAGAGGCCGGAGAGAUCUUGGAGGCCCAUGUCGUUUCGGCUCUUGGUCCGUCGGUCAAACAGCUCAUUCUCAUCGGCGACCACAAGCAAUUGCGUCCCAAGGUCGGAAGCUACAGAUUGACGGUAGAAAUGGGUGAGGGAUUCGACCUGAACGUGUCUCUUUUCGAGCGAUUGAUCAAGCAUUGUCAUAAAUUCACCAGCCUCACCGAGCAACAUCGAAGUCAUCCGGAUAUUUCACACUUCACGCGGCUGCUCGCGUAUCCGCAUCUUGAAAACAGCCCGGAGACUUUGAAAAGGGAUAAAGUGCGAGGUUUGCAGAGCAGAGUGAUUUUUGCGCAUCACGAAAAGCCCGAGGACAUGUCGGAGGGCCCGAAUGCCGAUGAAGGACCACGCUCCGGGAUGAGUAAGAGAAAUACAUAUGAGGCCGAGAUGGUCCUCAAAACUGUCAAGUACCUGGGUCAGCAGGGAUACAAGUCCAAGGAUAUUGUCGUCAUCACUCCUUACCUGGGCCAGCUCUUGCUUUUGAAAAGCACGCUAAGCCAUGAACACGAUGCAGUUCUCAAUGACCUUGACUCCUUCGAGCUUGUCAUCUGCCACGAACUGGUCGAGGAGACUUGCGAAAGAGGUCACAAGGUAACUGUAACCUGCAGCUUGACUGAACGCGAAUGCAAACGUUGCCUCAAGGAAGAUGAGAAUGUUCGUCGAAGAGUAUUGCGAGACUUUGAGCUGGAACAAAAGAGACAGAAGCAGCAGGACUCAUACGCCCUUGAGCUCCAGGAGCUGGAUAAUGAAAUUGACCACCACAGAAGAACCAUCAGGCUCGACACUGAGCGUCAAGAGCAGCUCGAGAAGCUCAAUCAAAAGAAAAGACAACUUGAGAGUCUUGAGCAGAGGUCCUGUGCCCCUUGGAAUGUAAAUGAAUCGAAAAAGAAACACACGAGAAGCCAGGUAAAGGGUUGCACACCGCCUUCCGCCCAACUUGGAUCUCCGGCAAACGAGGAGGGACAAACCGACGGGUUCGCCAGUGCGGCUAGAGAGGAAUGGGAGACGCACAAAAGUACCAACGGAGACAAAAAUGCUGCGUUAGACGAGCUCAUGGGCCUUAUUGGCCUAGAGUCAAUCAAGGAAGAGUUCCUCUCUACCAAGUUCAAUGUCGACAUCAAAGUUCGGCAGAACGUGCCUUUGAAGGACGAGAGGCUUGGCUGCUGCAUGCUGGGAAACCCCGGUACAGGCAAGACAACUGUGGCUCGCAUAUGGGCACGGUUCCUCAUGACUAUUGGAGCAAUCCCUGGCGACGUGUUUGAAGAAACGACUGGUGCCAAAUUGGCCAACGGCGGCGUGCGCGAUUGCCAAUCACUACUUGAGAAGCUCAAGGCUGAUGGAGGUGGGGUUCUCUUCGUUGACGAAGCGUAUCAACUCUCGUCCGGAAACAGCCCAGGAGGCACCGCCGUCAUUGAUUUCCUCCUUGGUGAGAUAGAGAACCUCCGCGGGAAAGUUGUAUUUGUCUUUGCAGGUUACGAAAAGGAAAUGGAAGCCUUUUUGGCGCACAACCCCGGAUUACCCAGUCGGCUUCCGUUGCUGAUGAAAUUUGACGAUUAUGACGACACCGAACUGCUUCGCAUUCUCCAUGACCGAAUAGUACGCAAGUACUCUGGUCGGAUGACAGCUGAAGACGGCCUAGACGGCCUGUACAUGAGAAUUGCUUCGCGUCGUCUUGGCCGUGGGCGUGGUAAAAAAGGAUUUGGAAACGCCCGAGCGAUGGAGAACGUCCUUGCCAUGAUUGAGAAACGUCAGUCGAAACGAUUGCGGGCUGCUCAGUUGAAUGGCGAGGCCCAAGAUGAAUACCGGUUCGGCAAAGAAGACAUCAUUGGACCCGAGCCGUCAGCAGCGGCUCGACGCUCCGAAGCUUGGAAACGCCUGAAUGCUAUGAUUGGUCUCGAAAAGGUCAAGGAAGAGUUGCGGACUCUUGUCGAGUCUCUGAGUACAAACUACCAGCGCGAGCUGGCUGAGGAGCCGUUGAUCGACUUCGCACUGAACCGUGUCUUCAUCAGACCACCAGGAACGGGCAAGACGACAGUUGCGAAGCUGUACGGACAGAUUCUUGCCGAACUGGGGUUUUUGUCCAACGGAGACGUGGUGGUCAAGAACCCUUCGGAUUUUGUAGGCUCCGUUCUGGGACAGUCGGAAACCCUGACGAAGGGGAUUCUGUCCAGCACUGUCGGAAAGGUUCUUGUCAUCGACGAGGCGUACAGUUUGUAUGAUGGAGGUAGUGAUGGCUCAACUUCCAACCUAUAUAAAUCGGCAAUAAUCGACACACUUGUCGCCGAAGUCCAAAACGUGCCUGGCGAAGAUCGAUGCGUCAUCAUGCUCGGGUAUGAGGAGCAAAUGGACACAAUGUUCCGCAACGUGAAUCCAGGACUGAGUCGACGAUUUUCAGUCGACUCGCCCUUUGUCUUUGAGGACUUUGACGACAAACAGCUGCAACUUAUACUGGACCUCAAGCUCAAGAACUCGGGAUUUGCUGCCGCUAGUAAGGCCAAACAAGUCGCCUUGGGAGUCCUCCGUCGAGAACGGAACAGGCCCAACUUUGGCAACGGUGGCGCCGUAGACAACUUGCUGUCCAGGGCGAAAAUAAGCUUCCAAGAACGCGCUUCGAAAAAAAAAGGGACCAAGAACCUGCUGGAAGCCGUGGACUUUGACAAGUAUUUCGAUCGAGCAGAGCGCACCUAUACGAAUGUCGCCAAGCUCUUCGAGGGCGAAGUAGGGCGUGAGGAGAUCAUCGCGUUCCUCGAGGAGCUCCAGGAGCGUGCAAUGCUGCUGAACGAGAUGAAAAUGGAUCCGGGAGAUGAGAUUCCGUUCAGCUUCCUCUUCCGUGGACCUCCGGGAACCGGCAAGACGACGACGGCACGCAAGAUGGGCAAGGUUUACUACGACAUGGGAUUGCUGGCCACGGCGAACGUGACGGAAUGUUCAGCAACCGAUUUGAUUGGCAAAUUCGACGGCCACACGGGACCUAAAGUACAGCAAUUGCUCGACAGAGCUCUCGGACAGGUCCUGUUCAUUGACGAAGCCUACCGUCUCGCCGGAGGCGGCUUCGCCCAGGAGGCGGUCGACGAGUUAGUAGACUCGGUCACAAAGCCAAGGUACCAAGGAAAACUCAUCAUCAUACUGGCCGGAUAUGACGAAGAGAUCAAUCGACUCUUGUCCAUCAAUCCUGGAAUGUCGAGUGGCUUCCCGGAGUCAAUCAAUUUCCAGCCUCUUCGCGCCGAAGACUGCGUCAAACUCCUCACCAGUCUGCUGGCCAACAAGAAGGAGGAAAUGAGACUGAAGAGUGAAAAGACUCUUGACGUAUCAUGCUUGGAAUACCCAUCCGAGUCCUUUGGUGCUGCCAUGGUAGGAGAAUUCGAGUCUCUGGCCAAGGUGGCAGGCUGGGGCAAUGCGAGAGAUGUUAAGCAGCUGGCCAAAGUCAUGUUUCGUCGAGUAAAGCUAUCGGGUACCAUCGCAACGCUCGAGGAGGAGCAUGUGCUGGGAGAGAUGAGCGCGAUGCUCAAGGACAGGACUAGCCGAGAGAAGAGCAAGGUCUCCUCCGUUUCCUUGCGCGGUCCGUCCCAGGCGGCGCUCGGCCGGACGCCGCAGCUGGCGGGCACCACGGCGGCGACGCCGGCGCAAGCCGACAUUGAGGCUCGCCCCGAAGCGAAUGACGCCAUCGUCACCACUCGCCCGGAUCCUUCCGAUGGAGAUCAGAGCCAGGUUCAGGGCUCAUGCGAGGAAGUCCGUGAUGCCGGCGUGAGUGAUGAAAUCUGGAACCAGCUUCAGCUGGAUCGACUCGAGGAACAACGACUUGAGCUGGAGUUUGAGAAGCUCAAGAAGGCCCAGGCGUCGGCCGGCGCGGCGGCUCGGGAUAGAAUUGUGCGCCAGGUGCUCGCAGAGGAGGAGAAGCGAAGGAGAGAGGAGGCCAACAAGGCGCGGCUGCAAGCACUCGGUGUCUGCCCGGUGGGAUAUCAGUGGAUCAAACAGCAAGGUGGUUAUCGAUGUGCGGGAGGUAGUCACUGGAUGGCAGACGAUGCCUUGGGUGCCAUGAGCUGA
Molecule: messenger RNA, 4974 nt
Organism: Drechmeria coniospora
Lineage: Eukaryota; Fungi; Ascomycota; Sordariomycetes; Hypocreales; Ophiocordycipitaceae
Product: CbxX/CfqX
Exons: 2
Coding region: 1-4974 (1657 amino acids)
Molecular function (GO): ATP hydrolysis activity; ATP binding; helicase activity
Source: RefSeq, a predicted model, not a curated record